Molecule: messenger RNA, 708 nt
Organism: Exophiala aquamarina CBS 119918
Lineage: Eukaryota; Fungi; Ascomycota; Eurotiomycetes; Chaetothyriales; Herpotrichiellaceae
Product: acetyltransferase
Exons: 3
Coding region: 1-708 (235 amino acids)
Molecular function (GO): acetyltransferase activity
Source: RefSeq, a predicted model, not a curated record
AUGGCAGCCACAGAGAAAGACCAUGCUGUGAUCGCUAUAGCGAAGCAACUCAACCACAUCCCAGAGGGCGAGGAGUACGAGAAGAUGAUCUCGGGAAUGCUAUACGACUCGCUUGUCCCCGAACUAGAAGCAGCACGUUGGAAGGCACGCAAAUGGUGUCACAGAUACAACACCGAAUUUCCUGGCCUAGACGACCCAAACUUCACCAUGGCCGACGCCGCCAAGGCACGCUACAAGAAGCUCACACAGAUCUUUGGCAAGGUCGGCGAGGACGCUUUCAUCGAGCCGCCGCUGGUUCUUGAUUACGGCUGUAACAUCUCCAUUGGCGAGAGGUUCUAUGCUGGCAUGAACACCGUAAUCCUCGACUGCUCCCUCGUGCUGGUCGGGCACCGCGUAAUGUUCGGGCCAAACGUGUCCAUCUUCGCGGCAACACACGAGACGGAAGUCUCCUCACGGCGCGAGAACAUCGAGUUCGCACGCAAAGUCGCCAUCGGCGACGACUGCUGGAUCGGCGGCGGCACCGUCAUCCUCCCUGGCGUCACCAUCGGCAAGGGCUGCACCAUCGGCGCCGCCAGCGUCGUCUCCAAAGACAUUCCCCCCUGGUCCGUCGCCAUGGGCAGUCCCGCACGCGUUGUCAAGACGGUCCAAGAGUUGCCCGAUAUGCCUCCUGGACGGGAGAACUUCAGUGCGAUUGAGCGGCAAGGGUGA